Molecule: messenger RNA, 5939 nt
Organism: Myripristis murdjan (pinecone soldierfish)
Lineage: Eukaryota; Metazoa; Chordata; Actinopteri; Holocentriformes; Holocentridae
Gene: rbm14a
Product: RNA binding motif protein 14a
Exons: 8
Coding region: 164-1891 (575 amino acids)
Cellular component (GO): nucleus
Molecular function (GO): mRNA binding
Source: RefSeq, a predicted model, not a curated record
AAUGUGUGUACUGUGUCAACAAGAUUAACGCCUUCCUCCACUUUUACAGAGAAAUAUACAUAACUUUAAAUGAACUACCGCGCUUCCUAAUAACUCAUCCCUUUGUACAACUGUCGAGAGAAGUGUUUGUUUUCAGCCGCGCAGAUGUCUGGUUGACCCAGAGAUGUCCAGUGAUAACGUGAAGUUGUUUGUGGGGAACCUUCCUUUAGACGCAACUCAUGACGAGCUCAACAAGCUCUUUGCUCCAUACGGGGAGGUGCACACCUGCUCCUUGCUCAGGCAGUAUGCCUUCAUCACCCUCAAAGGAGAGGGAGCAGCUGACAGGGCCAUUAGGCAUCUGGAUGGCAAAGAAUACAGAGGGAGGCCCCUGGUGGUAGAGGAGUCCCGUGCUCGCCCACCAAACUCUACCAAAGUGUUUGUGGGGAACCUCAGCUCAACAUGCUCUGCAGAUGACUUGCAUGGGCUGUUCCAGACCUUUGGAAGAGUUCUUGACUGUGACAAAGUCAAAGCCAGAUUAUGCUCGAAUGCUGGCUAUGCGUUUGUGCAUAUGGAGAGGAAGGAGGAUGCUCUGCAAGCCAUCGAAGCCCUCAACGGGACUAUCUUCAAGGGGCGCCAGCUGUCUGUGGAGCUAUCCAAGGCCCAGCCCUUGAUCAACCAGAUUAUCUCCUCUGCAAACGCAACCAACCCCACUGGUGGGGCUAUGGCAGCAGGUGCAGCUAGAGAGGGCCUCCUCCCAAGACCUCAUCCGUCACUAGAGCAUCAUCAGAGCCAAGCAGCUGUGCUUGCAGCAGCUGCAGCAGCUGCCGCUGGACUGCCCAUACAAGUUCAGCAGAGUGUACAUAACUCCUUCUACAACACCACAUCCUUUGACCCCACCUACGCUGCUCUGAAGGGCAUCACGACAGCCAAAGGUUCAGAUGGGGUGAACCCUGCCAUAUAUGGGGCACUUGCCAGUCAGGUGUAUGGUUCCGUUGCUGACCAGGUGUACGAAGAUGUGUCCAAUCACAAUACUGCAUCCGCCGCCGCCGUCGAAGUACCUGAAACAGAUCCUCAAGCGAUGGCAGAUCCCACAAUGUUGUUUGAGGCAGCAAGAGCCAAGUUCUUCCAGCAGGGACAGAAGGUUCUGGCCGAGCAGCAAGCAGGCAGGAAGCAAACUGGAUCAGCUACUGAGCGAGACCGCAGCCCAAUCCGAGGAAACCGAGCCCCCCUUCUCCCUGACCCUGUCCCAGGUUCUUUUGCUCAGAUACGACCCAAACGUCGAGCCCUGCUGCCCACGCCACCGGGAGGGCCUGAAGAACCCACAGCCACCACCACAGCUGCUGCUGCUGCUGCCGCUGUUGCUACUGCUACUGAGGGGACAGAUCCUAUUGCUAGGUGUUAUGCAGAAUACUACCAGCAAAUGCAGAACUACCAACAGUAUCAUCAGUACCAUCAACAGUACCAGUACCUCCAGUAUGCUUAUACCAAUCCCCCUCCUCCUCCUCCACCACCUCCUCCACCUCCACCGGCCACUACCCAGGCCGCAGGCUACACACAAGCCUCCUCCACAGCCACAGCACCCCCGGGGACAUACACCGCGCCCACAGCUUAUACCCCACCGGUAACAUACGCAUCAGGAGCCUAUUCUGCAGCAGGAAACUAUGAGUCAUCUGGGAAUUAUGACGCCUCAUCGGGGGGCUACGACACGUCAGCGAGCUACGAUGCAUCGGGCAACUACGGGGCAUCAGGAGCGUAUGAUGCAACAGGAGCUUACGCAGCAACGGGAGCCUACACGGCAUCGGGAAACUACUCCACGUCCACACCGUAUGAGCAGACACCCGCACACGGGCAAUCCCAGCCCCAGCGCCAUGAAUACCCUUACCUCCACACUCCAGAACCCCCUUAUCGAUAGUCCUACCCCCCCACACACCCCUUCCACAUUGCAGACGUGUGUGCGUGUGUUUGCAUAUGUAUUUACAUAAGGGACAGAUUAAAGAGAGAGAAAAUCAGGGAGGGAGCAAGGUUGUGAUCUGAAUGUGCUUUUAAACUGAAAGUAUCUCCCCUUUUCUCCAUCUUGGCUAUCAUACCAUAGUCUUUACCUAGCUUGUCUGUCAGGUGAUGAAGUAAGUGGCAAGGUGGAUGUCGAUAAUAUUGUUCAAAAAGUUCUCUGGGCACAAGAAUGAAUUAAUGAGGCUGUUGAGGAAGGAGAAAUUAGCAGGGUUCACAAGGUAGACUCAAAUACCACUCAUGUCAAAUUUUGUAGUGGCUCAUGUACUUUCUCCUUUAAUGUCAAAGAAGCUAAAAUGUUGCUUGGAAACAGACUAAACACAGUGGCCUGUUAGCUUGACUGAAAUCCAUUUAGUUGCAUUGAACGUAUGCUGUGACCUGGUUGUUUUCCCAGAUGUGUUGCGUUGCACAUUUCGGACAGUCCAACUCCUGCCAGUCAAGUUCAGGACAGAAGUGACAUUUUUUGAGCCACACUUUAUUUUGUUUGUUUUGAUUUGUAUGGUUGGUUGUCAACACCAGAGCAGUGCCUUUAAGAUUAUGAAGGACCAUCAUCCAUUAAAGAUUGAGAAUGAAAGACUGAGAGUACCUUAGAGGCAGGCCAGCGUGACUGUGCACUGUACAGCUGCAGAGCUUGUUCCCGGCAGCCUUGGUUUCACUCAGCUGCUAGGACAAGUGUUCAUCAAGCACCUGAGAGUAGCAGUGGUGAAGUAGUCUUUUAAUUCCUCUGCCCUCCAUGGUUUUGGAUCAUUAUUACUGAAAUGGCACAGGCAAUUCUUUCAUUGAUCAGCAUAACGCUUGUUUGGAUAGAUACUGUAUUUAUCAGUGUACUGUUCAGAUGAGUUGCUGCCCAAAUUAAAAGUGCAGCACCGGAUUGCUCUUUCUGGUUCCUUGUUUUUCACUUGGCCUGCUGAUAGAAAGGAUUGUCUGAAAACGUACACAGUUGUGUUGCAAAGGCAUGAAGAGACUCCAGCCUGAAUUAACUGACAUCAGCCAAUGAAGUCCUACAUUUUGGUACACACAGGCUAGGCAAGUAACUUGCAAGGUUGUGGCAAACUUGGUGGGGAUACUACUAGUCUGCCGUAAUGCUUACAGUGUUUCAUAGUUACCGGUUCUGUAUUGUUUUACAUUCUGUGAGUUAGCCAAGUAUAUCAAGCAAAUCAGGCUCACAAAAUACAAAAUAGAUAUUAAAACUCGGUCCAUUGUUCAUGUUAGAGUAUGUGGUUUGGAUGGGCUUGUAGAGCAGGUAGCCACUGUGUACAUUGCUUGUGUUUUUCUGAUUUAGUGCAGCCUCUCUGUGCAUCUUUAGGUGUAGACUAAACAAAUCAAAAUGAGACGAACUGAAUUCCCGUUCUCAGGAGCGAAUUCUCAGGCCAGAGCUACUGGUACAAAGCGAUGUGUAUUUCUACAAUGGAUUUAGAUUAUAAUUGAAUUUCAGUUUAGAAGAAUUUUUUACUCUUUCAUAUAACUUUGUUUUGUGCCGACUUGUUAUCGGAGCCACCUGUGUGGAAAAGCAGGCUUGCUGUGUAUAUCCUCAUCUUUUUUUAGAUUAUUCCCAACAAUCAGUUGAUCCCAGUUUUCUACAAGGAUGCCGACUGCAAAAGAGGAGUUAUUUUUUGUCAUACUUGUAUAUACAUUUUUGAAAUCUCGAACGCUGGAGAAAUUACAGUAAUUGGUACUUGGCUAAUGAUGUCAAAAGAUGCAUUAUAAGUAGUGAAAUUUUCAGCUGGGUUAUUCCGUUUGGCUUUGCUGAUAAAGGGAAAUUACUUACAUUUUGAAAUCAUGAGAUCAGCGUUCCAGCAUAGCAAUGUUCAGCGUUGAUAGCUGUUAGCUUUUGUUCCCGUCUCCUCGGUUAUUGUCACACCUCUGUUCUCAUGGAAACCAUCAGUGAUUCAGAGGGAAUGUUGAGACAGUUUUUUUUAUAUACCACAUUGCAAGUUGCAGAAAAGUAUGAUUAUUCUUGUGUUCUUCAUGUAAAUACUUGAAAUUUUAUUUGAAGCUGGAGAAGUAACAGCAGCCAACAUUUGGUGUGGUAAGAAUGCUGAUUGAUAAUGUUGAGAUAACUGAUUGUACUGUGUAGGGAUAGUGAGUAGACAGUUGAAGUUGUUCAGGUCUGUUAAAAGAGCGGUGGCCUGUGUGAAUGGCUGCAGCUGUGGUGUGUGAACAGAACAGGAUUAGCCUCAGUGGUCAUGCUUGUGCUGUGUGCUGUCAAACCGCCAUUGAAACAAAGUACAUGAAGCUAGCCAGUGAAUGAAUGCACACUAUAUAAUCAAACACCGCAUUGGAUCUAAGGCUCAAAUGUGCUUUGAGUUCACACCCAGGUUGGGUAUAAACAUUCAGCUUUGAUUCAACCCUUUAAAAUCUGGAGACUCCCUAACCAGUGAUCGUGAAAUCGGGGGGGAAAAAAUCAUUCACCUGCAUCCAUUUGAAUUGAAAGUAGGCAGUCUCAGCCCUGGCAUGUGUCUAAAUUGAAUUGUUGAAUAUCUAAGUGUUUCUGAUGUGUAGGGUCAUUGGCUUUGUCUGGAACCGUAAAUGGAUUUGAGGUGGUAGUCUCAGCGCCAUACUUGGAUAUAAAGGUUGUCUAGGUGUAGAGUAAAGGCGAUGGAUAUUCGUGUGCAGCAGCGGGAAGGGCCGGUAACCUCUCUUUUUCUCCUGUCCCCCCUUCUGAUCUCACCAGAAAUACACUCUCCAUCAUAACACAUCACUAGGAUUGCUUGGCAUAAUUCUCUACAUUCAUAUCCCACAUGUAGGCACCUCCUUCACCUCUCCACUAAUCUAGAUUUAUUUUAUCUGGGUUGUUGCAUAUUUCACAUGUGAACCAGGCUACACGUGGAAAUGAUAAUGCACACCUUACCUUAUUCCACAUGUAUUUCAUGUGACCCAUAAGCUGUUCAUGAUUAUUCUCGCGCACGCACACAUACACAAAAGUUAUUCAUCAUAAUGAUUAUUCGCCACCUGAAUUGGUAGUGUUGUUAGGUUUAUGUUAUACAUAGCCUCUCCAUUUCCACAUGUAAUUCCUCCUGCUCCAUGUGAACUGUUAGAUGCAUGCCUUGUUGUUCCUGCUGCUCCAGCCACCUUCUUCCUCUUGCUGAUUAUUGCAGCUAGAGUGGGAGGGAGCCUAACUGAGCCCUAGCCCUGGACGUACGCCACACGCACCUGUAGCGUGGGAUGGGGAAAACAGCAGCGUUAGGCCUGAAACUGCUGUGGACGAUGGGGUGUCCCCCCACUAAGGUAAACACUCAGACCACACACUCCUGCCCCUUCCUGAAACAACAUACGUACACACACACAGCCAUGUCCAUUCUUCUUUUGUUCCCCAGUUGUCUUCAGGGAUGUGUUUCUUUUUUCAGGAUUUCAGAUUUUUGGACAUAUAUCUCUUGUUGACGUCAAAUGGGAGAUUACUUUUUUUCCUGAUUUUUAUUUUCCUGGCGACAUCCCUAUUUUCCCUCAAACGCACACAUGCAUCUGCUCAUACAUUCCUGCUCCUGACUCACCCACCCACCCACUCACACACCUGAUCUUUUGAGUGCACGUAUGUCUCAUUUAGCCUAAAUCUCAUCCCUCACUGCCACCGAAGCAGGCAGGUUGUCGUCAGCACAGCCUGUAUCUCACAGCCUGUCUCCCAAGAGUACCAGGCAAUCACAGCCAGAGCUGGACACGGGACAUGUAGAUAGGAUGGGUUGUUUUAGUUUUUGUACUGCGGCCCUGGGGCCACUUUGGGGUUAAGUGCCUUGCUUAAGAGCACACUGGUAGGCCCUCCAUUUCAGUUGAAUAACCUGGCUCAGGAUAGGUUGCUGGUUCAACGCUCUACCCCUCUGCCCCCAGAAAUGAUUUUCAAUGCCACAUUCAACUUGUAUGAAUGACAAUGAACACGGAUCUUAUCAUUUUGUUUUAAAUUACAUUUUGUCCUAUGUUCUUUGAAAUGUUUAAUUAUCAAUAAAUUACCAUGAAUAGAA